UUUCAGUACGGACGGAUUUAUAGUCGGACACGUACGGAAGAAGUAGUUUUAAUUAUUUGCAAACAUGUCAGGGCUAUCAGAAACAGAGCGUGUUGGAUUUAAAAAGAUAUUGAGCUCAUUGACAACAGCCGACUUGUUAUCGCUAAGUGACACAGUCACAAAUAAGAUGAUAGUUGUGGAAAAUGUCACAGAGGCCGUGGAAACUAUUCUUUCCUUCUCUAAAAAUGCCGAGGAACUCCUAAAAAGAAAAAAGGUUAACCGUGAACUAAUAUUCAAGUAUUUGGCCAAAGAAGGGGUGGCGAUGCCCCCUAAUAGUGAGAAACACCAGCUGGUGAGGAGGACGCUGGACCUCUGGUCGUCAGUGAAGGUUGAUGAGGAAAGGCUGCUGCCCACGGGAUCCGAUUUAAAAGAUAUAAAAACUGACGUAGGUUUUGAUCCACUGAUCAUGGGCCAGCAGUUCUGCCAGUGGUUCUUCCAAAUCCUGAACAGUCAGAACCCUUCACUGGGCCAGCAGCCUUUAGAUUGGGGCCCACAACAUUUCUGGCCAGAUGUGCGACUGCGGCUCAUAUCGAGAGUUUCCUUGGAACAGAUGGAUGAGCUUCUGGGUGCUGAACUGGUCAGCCAGCGUCUCUUGGCCCUGACCAAUGCAGAGCGCCUACUCCUUAGUCCCAACUUGCAGCCUCAGGGCCUCAAAGCCUUGGCCUCCCCCCACGGGUUGGUGCUGAUAAGUGUGGCGGGGACUAUCCACAGAGACACAGCCUGUCUUGGCAUCUUCGAGAACAUUUUUGGUCUUAUCCGCUCACCACUGGACAACAGCUGGAAGAUCAAGUUUGUCAACCUAAAGAUCAGAGGACAAGAGGCUGUGGAUGGGGGAGACGUGUCAGCACCUGCUCUGAGCUACACUUCAAGUGAACUUCUGCGUCUUUGCAACUGAUGAAAUAGACCCUUUUUAAUUACAGUAAUCCAUUUACCCUGGGAUGGUUUUAAUUAUUGAGCAUGCUCACUUUUAGUUUUUCUCUUAUUGAAAUUGCCUAACUACAUUACAGAGAUCACUAAGGGUUGGUAUUGUUUGCAGCAACCUUACAAGCACAAAUCCAUUUUCUACUUUCCUGUCUGUUACGUAGUCAUGUAAAGGUUGACAGCUCAGAGAACACUGGCAUUUUCAGUUUAGUUUUUCCUUGUUAAAAUACAACUUCAAUUCAUGGAUUUCAAAAAGGUUUCUUUUUUCAGUUUUUAUCAGAGAAUUAAUUUUUCAUUGCUUCUCACCCUGGAGACCUUUUAGUAAUUACUUAAAUAUACUAUGCAAUGUAAGCUCUACAUUUGGACAUUGUGCCUUUUGUUGCAUAUAAUAGAGAUUUACUUUUAAAUAGGAAAUGUUAUUUUGUAAAUAUGUAAUAUAGUUGUGUAUAUCUCUGGUGUAAUUAUAAUUGUAAAUUGUACGUCGGAAGAAGAAGAAAUUGACAAAGUGACAAUAAAAGGUCCAAUAAAAUAGGCAUUAUUGCAAACAUUUGAUAUUUUACUGUCAGGUGAAUAUAAGUUUUCCAUAAUAUUUACCAGUUUAUUAAUAUUCUCACCCACCAAGCAAACAGAGAAAGUCCACCAGUGCAAACAUCUUUGCUGUGUUUCGUGCACAUAUGAAGAAAUUAUGUUCUUUUUUAGUCUAUAUACAUUAAGAAUGGUUACCACAACUAAUGCAUCUCAAAGCAUCAAUUAUGAAUAAGCUUUCUUGAUUAAAUACUGUAUAGGUAGAGUUGAUUAUAAUUAUAGUGAUAUAAAUGCGUCUUCAUCAACUGCAGUGCAGCUAUUGAC
Molecule: messenger RNA, 1809 nt
Organism: Menidia menidia (Atlantic silverside)
Lineage: Eukaryota; Metazoa; Chordata; Actinopteri; Atheriniformes; Atherinopsidae
Source: the annotation of a GenBank genome assembly